This is a messenger RNA of Syngnathus acus (greater pipefish), 1994 nucleotides long. RefSeq names its product solute carrier family 30 member 9 (gene slc30a9). Gene Ontology annotation, molecular function: monoatomic cation transmembrane transporter activity. The transcript has 18 exons. Bases 147 to 1835 code for a protein of 562 amino acids. The record is from RefSeq and is a predicted model, not a curated record. Gene Ontology annotation, cellular component: nucleus; membrane. Lineage: Eukaryota; Metazoa; Chordata; Actinopteri; Syngnathiformes; Syngnathidae. Gene Ontology annotation, biological process: transmembrane transport; positive regulation of transcription by RNA polymerase II; zinc ion transport.
CUCUCACGAGAGGAUUAACUAGAGAACGUCACGGGUCACGUGUACAUUGUUUGUAGCGCUUACAGUGUCCAUAGGCUCGCGAAAAUGGACAUAGACUAUGCCGAACAAAUCUCACCGUAGAGCGUUGGUCCGCGUCGUCUGCCAGGAUGCUCCCCAGCCUGGCCCAUAGACCGUGGCAAUUCUUCUGCAGGAUCUCCUGGAGGCACAGAUCGAGGUUCCACCAGCCGUGCCUUGGUUGGCAAACCGGCGCCGCAUAUCCCUCGUGGUUCAGACCACUGGACUGCCGAGUUGCCUCGCUGGGAGCAGCCAAGGUCCACUUCUACUCCACCUUUGGAAACAGCAAAGAUGGACCUCCGAAAUCUCCGUCGGAUGCCACUGAAAAAGUGGCUGCCAAACCAAACAUAAACACUCCAGGUACUGCAGUUAAGGGGCUCACUAAAACAGAGACUAUUCAAGUGAAAGUUCGGGCCGUCCUGAAGAAGCGGGAAUAUGGCGCAAAGUAUACUCAGAACAACUUCAUCACGGCUGUCCGAGCCAUGAAUGAAUUCUGUCUUAAACCAAGUGACCUGGAGCACCUUCGCAAGAUCCGAAGGCGCAGCCCCCACGAUGACACAGAGGCCUUCACUGUGUUCCUGCGCUCGGACGUGGAGGCAAAAGCAUUGGAUGUGUGGGGAAGCCAAGAAGCUCUGGCCAGGGAGAGAACCCUACGGAAAGAAGUGGAGAGAGAGUACCAAGAAAAUAUCUUUCGUAGUCAGCAGCUGUUGAAGGAAUAUAAAGACUUCUGGGGAAACACAAGGCCUCGAUCAGGCAAGAGGGCAACAUUUCUACAAGGUCCAGGCAAAGUGGUCAUGGUUGCCAUUUGCAUAAAUGGGCUGAACUUCUUUUUCAAGCUGUUGGCGUGGGUCUACACAGGCUCAGCGAGCAUGUUCUCCGAAGCCAUCCACUCUCUAGCCGACACCUGCAAUCAGGCCCUGCUGGCUCUGGGCAUCAGCCAGUCGGUGCGGAACCCCGACGCCGGGCAUCCGUACGGCUUCUCCAACAUGCGCUACAUCGCCUCCCUCAUAAGUGGCGUGGGCAUUUUCAUGAUGGGCGCUGGCCUUUCCUGGUACCAUGGCAUCAUGGGACUGCUGCACCCCGAGCCUAUAGAGUCUUUAUUAUGGGCAUACUGCAUUUUGGCAGGUUCUCUGGUGUCUGAAGGAGCCACACUGCUGGUAGCCAUCAAUGAGAUAAAGCGAAGCGCCCAAAAACACAGACUCUCCUUUUAUGAAUAUGUAAUGCAGAGUCGAGAUCCGAGCACCAACGUGGUGCUACUUGAGGAUACCGCUGCAGUGCUCGGUGUCAUCAUGGCUGCGGGCUGCAUGGGACUCACGUCACUCACUGGUAAUCCUUACUAUGACAGUUUGGGCUCGCUGGGAGUGGGAACGCUGCUUGGCACAGUCUCUGCCUUCCUCAUCUACACCAACACAGAGGCACUGCUUGGACGCUCCAUACAGGCCGAGCAAGUCCAGAAACUCACAGAGUUCUUGGAGAAUGACCCGGCUGUGAGGGCUAUCCAUGACGUAAAGGCCACCGAUAUGGGACUGAGCAAAGUGCGCUUUAAGGCGGAAGUUGACUUUGAUGGCCGAGUGGUGACACGCUCUUAUCUGGAAAAGCAAGAUAUCGACCAAAUCCUCAAUGACAUUCAACAGGUGAAGACGCCGGAGGAUCUAGAGAGCUUCAUGCUGAAACACGGUGAGAAUAUUAUCGACACCCUGGGCGCUGAGGUGGACCGCUUAGAGAAAGAACUCAAGCAACGUAAUCCAGAGGUCCGUCAUGUAGACCUGGAGAUCUUAUAACAACACUAACAUGAUGCUUAAGGACCUGCAAGAUGAAGAAGAGGAAAAAGGACGAGCACUCCUGCCUCUGCCGUCCACCUCCCAUUCCUUAUAGAAAAGCUCUGCCUCCUCACAGGCUUCCGUGCAAAGACACUUGAACAGUUAACAGUACCAAACAGU